AUGAAACAAGAAGAUCUUAAUUAUUUGACUUAUGGAUCUGUGAUUUCAAUUUCUCAUGUUUAAGAUGACCACUCAUUUAUUACAGCGGAUGGUUUUGUGAAGCGUUCUGUUUGUUUAAAGAACUUUGUAUUUUAAAAGUAUUUAUCUUAAGCAUCAUAUCGAUGUAGUGGCUGCAAAAAAUUUGGGUAAAAUGAAAAGCAGGCCUUAUUUUAACACACUAUUUUAAAUAUUCCCAAAAUUCACUAACAAUACGAAAUAGGAAAUUUUGAAAGAAUUGUAGGGUGAAGAAUAAGAAGAAGAGACUUAACCUGCAAUUCAAAAUAUUUUAGAUGGGAUUUAAAAAUAGUAGAAAGUAGAUGAGAAAACAAUGAUGUCUAAAGAAUAGAUAUAAUCUUUUUCAUAAAAAUUGUUAUAGGAAUUCAAAUACAAUUUAGACACUUUCGAAAAAGUAUAUUGGUCAUAAUUAUUGUUAGUGCAAAUCUCAUAAGGUUUCGUAUAAAUCUCAUAUUUAAUUGUUGCAUUUAGCAUCUUCAAAAUUUUUAGCAUGUCAUUAAAAGGAAGCAAGAGUGGAGAGUUCAAAUUAUAAAAUAACUCUUGAUGAAUUACCAAGUGAUGCAUCUUUAUUUAAAAUAUUACCAGCUUAUAAAUAUUAAAAGGAAGGAGAGUAAGUAAUUUAUGCAAGUGAUAUAGUGUAUAUAGUGAGAGCAACUUCAUUAAUGAAUAAAUUAACAUUUUUACAUGCAUCUUAAGAAAUGGGUAAUUAUGGAAAAACUAAAAAGAAAUAGAAAAGUGA
Molecule: messenger RNA, 793 nt
Organism: Paramecium pentaurelia
Lineage: Eukaryota; Ciliophora; Oligohymenophorea; Peniculida; Parameciidae
Source: the annotation of a GenBank genome assembly